Molecule: messenger RNA, 1095 nt
Organism: Echinostoma caproni
Lineage: Eukaryota; Metazoa; Platyhelminthes; Trematoda; Plagiorchiida; Echinostomatidae
Source: the annotation of a GenBank genome assembly
AUGUAUCCGGUUGUCUUACUGCUGCUCAGUCGAGACUAUCGACCCGAGACGGAUGAGUAUAACUACUUUGAUUUCACUCCGGAAGAACGCAGCACAAUUAUGCGACAUUUUCCGUCGUUUCUGCGAUUCCCGGAACAUUUACGCAUGACUGGACGUUUGCUACACCAUUUACGCCUAAGUCUACCCGAGUUGUCUCUACUCUGUGCAGUGGAAAUCGUGCGCAGAGAAGACGUUCCGCAUCACGUGGGCAUUAUUGUUUUAUCCGAAUGGUUUUUCUUCGACACAACUGUUUCCGCCUCGGCAUUCGUGUCACCACCACCUGGCCUGAUCGUGAGAAAUAUGGUUCGUCUUCAACUCAUGCCAAAGUCCCGGUUCAAAUCAAUGAACAACAACGACGAUGCAGGGCAAUUUGAUGUUCCGCGUCUCAUUCGAACGGACUUUUUUUGUUUACACGCGCCCCAAUCGGGUGAUCUCGUUUGCGGCUACCCGUCGUCACACCAUUAUCAAGUUUUGGAUGAACCGACUCGCUCAAGCACCAAGGAACUGUACAUCCUGGCCUAUCACAGUCUCCGUUUUUGCAUGACAAAUAAUUUGGAUAUCACUUGUGAUUCGUCCGAGCAACAUCGCUGGGCCCAGUUAGUUGCCAUGAGUAAAAUGAUCCAGGCGAUGAGUCGUGAGCAUCACAUGAUUCUCACCAAUCUCAAGAUAGUUAGUCCAUUGCAAACUUUGAUCGGCAAGCGUGGUGGUAUUCACUUACUCGUUUUGGCCGUUCCUGCCGCAAUGGCUGCGGUAGCUGCCGUGGCAGCCGAAGCCUCAUCCUUGUCCCAGACGGCUCAACAACAACAACAACAACAACAACAACAACAGCAUCAGCAACAACACUUUUCAGCUACACCAUCGGCUGUUUAUCAUCAUCAUCAGUCUACCACUCAGUUGGAGCCCCUCAGUCCUACACCAGCAUUGCUGUCCCGAUCCGAUAUGUUGACCGGUAUUGCCUACCCAUCAUCUCAGCGACAUGCAAGCGCCGGUCCGUAUUUCACCAGUCCAGCAUCAUCCUUUUUCUUCCCUGCACAAACACAUCCACCUCCAUCUUGA